Molecule: messenger RNA, 1584 nt
Organism: Knipowitschia caucasica
Lineage: Eukaryota; Metazoa; Chordata; Actinopteri; Gobiiformes; Gobiidae
Source: the annotation of a GenBank genome assembly
AUGGCGGCGCGCUGGAGCAGUGAGAAUGUGGUGGUGGAGUUCAGAGACGCGCAGGCGACGGCGAUGUCAGUGGACUGUGUGGGAGAACACGCUGUGCUCUCAGGCCGCCGCUUCCUGUACAUGGUGAACCUGGAGAGUCCGUCCGAGACCCAGAGGAAGAUCAGCCGCCAGAGCAAGUGGGACGUGGGGACGGUGCAGUGGAACCCACACCGCUCAGAGGCCCACGUCUUCGCCGCUUCGAGCAACCAGCGUGUGGAUCUGUACUCCUGGAGGGACGGCAGCGGAGAGGUGCACACGUCUCUACAGGGACACACCAGAGUCAUUAGGUCUCUGUCCGCCCUGUCGGCGUACCACUCCAGCGUCCUGACCCCUAUGAAGAUGCGCUCGGAGUCGCAGAGACUGUACAGCAGCAGCCCCACGCGCUCCGACAAAGAAACCGUCUCCAUCUCCUCCUUCUACUACAAAGAACGGAAGCUUCCUCUCUCUGCGUCGCGCCGUUGGUCUGUCCAAACCCUUCACGAUUGGCCGAAAUCACGACGUUUCAAAACCAAACGAGAGGCGUCCGACUUCGCCAACCGGCCGAUCAAACUGGCGGGAAAAGUGAUCAUCCAGGACAUCUCGUGUCUGCUGCCGGUGCACAAGGCCCUGGGAGAGAGCUACAUUUUGAACACGGACAUCCAGGAAACGUGUCAGAAGAACGCAGCAGCAGCGCUCACAGUGGGCCGACGAGACGUAGCCAAGGUUUGGGCUUUAGCGUCCGCAGCCACGAGUCAGGACCUGGGCCCGGACUCAGACCCAGACUCUGACACGCCCUGGGCCAGGCACCCGUUUGGACGAAAACUGCUGGAGACUCUCCUGGAUCACUACAGCCACAUGAGCGACGUGCAGACCUUAGCGAUGCUGUGCAGUGUUUUCAGGGCUCAGUCGGCUCCCUCAGACUCUGGCUCUCUGUUCGGAGGUCACCACCCCCCGCGCUCCUGCCUCCCCCCACACUCACGAUACCCCAGUUGUACGUCCAGCUCUCUCACCUCAGGAUCCUACUCCAGCAACUCUGACUCUGUCCCCACCAACAUCUACAGCACCGGCAGAGACCCGGAUCACUUGAAUCCUUGGGGGGAAUCUUCUCCAGACGAGUUUCGCUUCAGUUCUCCCAGUUUCACAGAUCCACGAGAGCGAGAGCGAGAGCUGCACGACAUGAACAAGAGGCUGCUGGAUCCUUCCAAUACGCUUCAGUUUGACGAGUUUAAGAAAUGUUACGGGGAGAUUCUGUAUCGUUGGGGUCUGCGCGACAAGAGAGCGGACGUGCUGAAGUUUGCCUCCUGCCCUCCAGAGCCGCACAGAGGCAUCGAGUUCGGCGUGUACUGCUGUCACUGCCGGAGCCAGGCGCGCGGUACGCAGUGUGCGAUCUGCAAACGCCUCACGUUCCAGUGCGCCGUGUGCCAUGUGGCGGUGCGCGGAUCCUCCAACUUCUGCCUGAGCUGUGGACACGGGGGCCACACCAGCCACAUGCUCGCCUGGUUCAGGAGCCAGGACCAGUGUCCGGCCGGCUGUGGGUGCAUGUGUCUGCUGCAGAGCACGUACUGA